UGACGCGCGCACACCCUGCCGCCCGCGCCCGUAGUAUCUUCGGCAACUGCCAUUCGUCUCAAACGAUUUCACCUUGCUAUGAAUAAAAACGGUGAAUAACUCGUGUACGAAAUUGUUCAAGUAACAAUCCGAUUGUUGGACCUCAAAAGUGCGUUGUGAAACUGCGUUUGUAAAGGUGGAUUCGUGGUUGGUGUUGUAUUUACCAGUUCUGUCUUUAUUUUGUUGAAACUGAAGUGUUUACGUGCUAAAACCGGAGUAUUGUGAGUUAACAUAGCGGUGCUCGGGCUUCGCACUUGCCGUUUAAUGGGAUCUUGUUGAUUAUCAGGUGUUGAAGAGCCGGCAAGAUGCCGGAGGGAGUGGCCAAAGAGGCCAAGGAUGAAAAGAAGUCCAAGGAGUCGCCGAGACGGCGGCCCGCGGGCAACACCGCUCAUGUUCGGGUGGAGCUGCUUGACGGGUCCACCAUGACACUGGACGUUGAGAGAAAAAUCCGCGGCCACGAGCUCCUCGGCAAAGUCUGUGACAGCCUGAACCUCGUGGAGAAGGACUACUUCGGACUUCUAUACUCUGACCGCGGCGACAACAGAGUAUGGAUCGACCUUGACAAGCGCGUCUCCAAGAUGCUCAAACAUGAGCCGUGGCAGGUGCGUUUCGCGGUGAAGUUCUACCCGCCUGAACCGGCGCAACUUCAAGAGGAGCUGACGAGAUACCAACUCGUGUUGGCUGUCAGGAAAGACCUGUUGGAAGGCCGCCUGCCAUGCUCAACGGUGACGCACGCUCUCCUCGCCAGCUACCUCCUCCAGUCAGAGAUGGGAGAUUUUGAAGAAUCCGAAGUAGGUGCCGGUCGCUGCAAGCAACUGAAACUCGCUCCGCCCUCCGCCUGCACUCCUGAACUAGAAGAGAAGGUUGUGGAACUGCAUAAGACACAUCGAGGCCAAACUCCCGCGGAAGCCGAGCUGAACUACCUCGAGAACGCCAAGAAACUGGCCAUGUACGGAGUAGACCUUCACCCCGCCAAGGAUUCCGAGAACGUUGACAUCACGCUCGGAGUCUGCUCUUCUGGACUCCUGGUGCAUAGAGAAAAACUACGCAUCAACCGCUUCGCCUGGCCGAAGAUCCUCAAGAUCAGCUACAAGCGACAUAACUUCUACGUCAAACUGAGGCCAGGAGAAUUCGAGCAAUUUGAGUCAACUGUCGGCUUCAAGUUGGUCAACCAUCGGGCUGCUAAGAAGCUUUGGAAGACUUGCGUUGAACACCACACGUUCUUUAGGUUGAUGUCUCCCGAGCCCCCACCAAAGGGUACCCUAUUCCCUCGCCUGGGCUCCAAGUACCGCUAUUCGGGACGCACGCUGUACCAGACUCACGGUACCGCGCCGCAACGCACGCAGCCCAACUUCGCCCGCACGCUGUCGUCGCGACAACUGUCUUCUAGAAGCAUGGACGCGUUGGCGGCCGAGGAGAAAGCGAGCACUCUACCACCCGAGGCGGCAAAGAGACACACCAUGCCGCCGCAACCCGCCCCGCGACCGGCGGCUAAAGACAAGCUGCGGCGCGGCUCCAAGGGAACGGUCAGCGUGUCUUCAGCCAGCUCCAUAGAGGGGGAGUAUCUGGCCGAUAGAGGGGAGAAGAAACCACCCCCCGGUGCUGUGAAAGUGAUGCCAACUCCCGAGAAGAAGGAGGAAAAGAAGGUGGUCGAGAGUAAACCUGCGGAAAAUGGAACGGAUACUGCCAGCGAUCCAGGUGUCACAAAUAACGUGGAUACCACUCCCAAGAAAAACAAGAGCGGAGGUUUUGGCCUAUUCGGUAGUAAAAGAGAGAAAUCGCCUAAAGACGACAAAUCUCCUAAAGACAAGUCUCCUAAACAAAAAUCACCUAAAGAUAAAGAUGCCAAGAGCAAGGAUCCUAAGGGCAAAGUGGCGGUGCUCGACACAUCCAACGAGAGCUCUAACCUCGACACAUCAAACGAAAAGAGUCCAGAAAAAGAAAAACCUGGCUUCACGAAACCUUACGAAUACACGGACACUGAAAAGAGUCCAUCUCGUACUAAACCCAAGCUACAAGGAGGAGCCUUCAGUUAUGAAAAAGAACCUAUAUCCGAUGAGAGACAAAGACAGCUUAACGACAGUCAAAGUCCGACGACGAGGAAAGCUGGACUCGCUUUCAAUUAUGCUCCUGGAGAGGAUAAGAAGGUCGCUGAAAGCGCUGAGAAGAGAAAGACUCCGGAUGAUCCAAGCAAACUCAAAACUCCAGGCAUUGAUUACGUUCAGUCAGCUGCGCUUAAAGAACAAGCUAAAGCUAACGUCAUCGACCCUACAUUAGCUCUAUUAGAUUCAGAAAGAGCACAUCAUGAAGUUGGUGCACCUUUAGCAGCUGUAAUUCCAGCGGCUGCUCCUAAACCAGAAAACGAAAUUCAAGUCGUCAUUAUAACUGGAAGAUACAACCCUAAAAACAAGAAACUAGACGAUGCUAAUGGCACUGUUCUUGUUGUUAAAGGAACUUUUGAUAAAGCCACUGGAAAAAUCCAGACUGAAAAAGAACUCAUCGACACCAAGUCAGGACAAAUCACAUACACGAAUCCUGCAACUGGCAAGCAAGAAAGUAAAAAUGGUCACGUCGAUUCCAAGACUGGACAUAUCUUGUUUACUUCCAAUGUUAUUGACCCUAAAACUGGCAAGCUUGACCCAACAUUGGCUCAGCAAUAUUGCUUUGCCGAACAAGCUGCCGACAAAGUAGGAGCUAAACCUGGCAGAGAAGUCAACUUGGUUGUUAUCACAAGCAAAUACGACGGCAAGCACAAAAAACUAGAUGCCGCGCACGGACACGUAGAUGUUUCAAGAGCAGUAGUAGGCUCGGAUGGCAAAGUCAGUUCCAAUUAUGGCGUCAUCGAUCCGAAGACAGGCAAGAUCAAUUACAUCGAUCCCAAAACAGGCAAACAAGAACCUAAACAGGCGUAUGUUGACCAGAAAACAGGCAAUAUCCUGGUUACAACGGGAGUUGUUGAUCCUAAAUCUGGUAAAGUCGAUUCAUCGCUUGGACAACAGUUCAGCAUUGUUGAGAAAGAUGCCACCAAGGCCAACAGGGAAGUCAGGCUAGUUGUUAUUACUAGCAAAUAUGAUCUAAAGAGCAAGAAAUUUGACCCCCACUUCGCUCAUGUAGAUGCCGUUAAAGGCGUGCUAAGUGGCGCUGAUGGUAAGAUCUAUACCGACUACGGUAUUAUUGACCCAAGAACGGGCGACAUUCAAGUAACUGACCCUAAGACUGGCAAGCAAGAAACCAAACAUGCCGUAGUCGAUCCCAAGACAUGCAACAUCCUUCUUCUAUCGGGUGUGGUUGAUCCUCGCACAGGACAACUCGAUACGACAUUAGGACAGCAAUACAGCAUUGUUGACAAACCUACUGACACUUUCGCCUCAUGCCCUGGAAAGGAAGUUCAACUCGUUGCUGUCACAGCCAAAUACGAUUCCAAGAACAAGAAGUUAGAUACACCCAAUGGAUUCGUUGAAACCUCACGAGCCAUCAUCAGUGACAAAGACGGAAAAGUACACACCAACUUCGGUAUUCUUGACCCUAAUACCGGCAAAGUUCAUUACACUGACCAGAAAACCGGCAAGCCGGACUCUAAGCAAGCUGUCAUUGAUGCUAAGACAGGCAGCUUCAUUGUAACUUCGGGCGUUAUCGACCCGAAGACAGGCAAGACUGAUUCAUCACUCGCUCAACAACUUACAGUUGUCGAUAAGGACGCACCUAAAGGCAUCCCUGAGAGGCACGUUAACUUGGUCAUCAUCACCACCAAAUAUGACCCGAAGAACAAGAAACUGGACCUAACCAAUGCUCACGUCGACAGCAUACCUGGAACUGUCGGUACUGAUGACAAAGUACACACAGCGUUUGGCGUCGUUGAUCCUAGCACUGGUGAAAUAACUGUAACUGAUCGAGCAACAGGCAAACAAGAAGUCAAGAAGGCCUCUGUAGAUCCGAAGACAGGAAAUUUACUCCUUACUUCAGGAGUUGUAGAUCCCAAGACGGGACAAAUUGAUCCUUCUUUGGGACAACAGAUAAGCGUCGUAGACAAGCCUAAAGACAAAUUCGCUUCAGUGCCUGGCAAGGAAGUGCAGUUAGUCAUUGUCACCAGCAAAUACGACUCAAAAUACAAGAAACUAGACCACCCCAACGGUCACGUAGAAACUUCCCGAGGAAUUAUGACUUCUGACGGUAAGGUCCAUACUAACUUCGGUGUGAUUGAUCCUAGGAGCGGAAAGAUUGAACAUGUUGACCCUAAGACCGGCAAACAAGAGAUCAAACAAGCGGUCGCUGAUCCCAAAACAGGACACCUACUUAUCACAUCUGGUGUCGUUGAUCCAAGAACAGGCAAGACUGAUUCGUCCCUCGCUCAACAACUGACAAUCGUCGACAAGGACGCGAAACCACUAGAAAGAGAAGUCCGUUUAGUCAUCAUUACUUCCAAAUAUGAUCCUAAGACCAAGAAAUUAGAUCCCAACGGUCAUGUUGAUUCAGUAAAUGGCACUAUUGGUUCUGACGGUAAAGUCCAUACAUCGUUCGGCGUUGUCGACCCAGCUACUGGCGAAGUAGUCACCAUUGAUCCAGUGACGGGCAAACAAGAUGUCAAGAAAGCUACAGUUGACCCUAAAACUGGCAAUCUUCUGGUCACAUCAGGAGUCUCUGACCCCAAGACUGGACAUGUUGAUCCUACAUUAGGACAGCAAAUAAGUGUUGUGAACAAACCUAAAGAGUCACUAGCUACUGUACCAGGAAAGGAAGUGCAGCUGGUCAUCAUUACUAGCAAAUACGAUCCCAAGACCAAGACUCUUGAAAACAGCAACGGGCAUGUUGACUCGGCAAGAGGCAUUAAAGCCGCUGAUGGCAGAAUCCAUACUAACUAUGGCAUUGUUGACCCUAAGACUGGAAAAAUUGAGUGCGUCGAUCCUAAAACAGGCAAGACGGAAGUCAAACAAGCUACUUUCGAUCCUAAGACAGGACAUCUCCUGCUUACAUCAGGAGUGGUCGAUCCAAAGACCGGAAAAACAGAUGCGUCUCUCGCUCAACAGCUUAGCAUUGUGGAUAAGGAGGUUAAACCACUAGAAAGAGAAAUCCACUUGGUCAUCAUCACCACCAAAUAUGAUCCGAAGACCAAGAAGAUCGAUCCCAGUCAAGGUUACGUAGACACUGUCAGCGGAACCAUCGGACCCGACGGCAAGAUCCGUACGGCUAUCGGCGUCGUGGACCCCGCUACUGGAGAAAUAGUCGUGACCAACCCGGCGACUGGCAAGCAGGAGGUCAAGAAAGCGCAGGUGGAUCCUUCAACCGGCCAUAUGCUCGUCACCAGCCAAGUGUUUGACCCGAGGACGGGCAAAGUCGACCCGACUUUGGCACAGCAAUUCAGCAUUGUCAACAAAACUGUUACACCUCACACAAAACCAGCGUCGGUCGGCGAAAUCCGCCUAGUAAUCGUGACGAGCAAAUAUGACCCAAGGACCAAGACGGUGGAUGCUGGUGCUGGGACUAUUGACGCCUCAAAGGGCUACGUCAGCGCUGAAGACGGAAAGAUACACACCGACUUCGGUAUCAUAGAUCCACGAUCCGGACAGAUCCUCUACAGAGAUCCCCUUACCGGCAAGCAAGAACUGAAACAGGCAGAUAUCGACCCGAAAACGGGCAACUUCAUCGUGACCACCGCGGUUGUAGACCCCAAGACAGGCAAGGUAGACCCCUCAUUCGCUCAACAGUUGACGAUUGUUGAUAAGCAGAAUGUGUUGGCUAAGGCACCACUAAGCGUUUCCCCAGUGAGGCAAACCCCAUCACCAGUCAAGACUCCUGCUUCCACGCCAUUCCAUACACCGUUGCAAUCGCCUGUGUCGAAAUCAUCGCCGAUCAUCAGUCAAGUGCAAAGGACAUCACCUACAGUCGCAACUAUUCUCAAAACACCACCGGCUAAACCAACUACUGCCCCACCGGCUCCUCCGAGAAGGAAGAUUGUUAAAAUUAUGGUCAUCUUCACCAGGAUCGAUCCUAAGACCAAGAAACCAGAUUUGCAUACAGCUGAAGUUGAGCAUCUCACUGGUAUCCUAGACCCUAACGGAUUAGUCGAGACUAAAUAUGGUGUUAUUGACAUUAACAAGGGCACCAUUGUCGCUACUGAUUCCGCGGGACAGCAACAGCAAAGAAAUGGCGUUAUCCUACCAGAGACAGGACAAAUCUUCAUCAACUCUGGCGCCAUUGAUCCGAAAUCCGGCAAAGUUGACCCCAACUUGGGUAUGAUUUUGAGCGUUACGAAGCAAGACGACCCAGUAGUAGACAUCACGACCAUCACUGGCCCUAUCGAUCCUGCUACAGGCAAAGUUGACAUUGAUAACAGCACAGUUGAGCUAACUAAGGGCAAAGUUGACGCUGAAACCGGUCACAUCUCCACUAAAUACGGAGUCAUCGAUCCAUCUAAUGCGGUCAUAUUCGUGACGGAUACCUUGGGAGGACAGGACAAGAAAUCAAUCAGCAUUGAUGAGAACACUGGUCUCAUAACCUUAACUGGAGUCGCGGACCCGAAAACUGGAAAAGUAGAUCCAAAAUUGGGACAAGUCAUUGUCGUUGGAACACAUAUCGAUCCCGUUGUAGAAGUGACGACAUUCGUCGGCAAGGUUGAUACGAAGAAAGGUCUCAUUGAGCCCAAACAUUCCGUCAUCGAAAGCACAACCGGCCAGUUCAAUCCCGACACAAACAAGAUUGACACGAAGUACGGUCAAAUCGAUCUAGUUAAAGGCACUGUCACAUACAACGAUCCCAAGACAGGCAAACUGGAAAGCAAGGAAGUGAAAGUGGAUCCUGUCACUGGCCAACUUUUACUACGCAGCGGACAAGUCAACCCGAAAUCUGGAAAGCCCGAUAAGGACAUCGGCAGACUGAUUUGCUUAAGAAUAAUCCAAACUAAAGUCGAUCCCGUCUCGGGCAAGCAAAUCGUAUCCAAUGAACCUAAGAACGUUAAGGUUGAUCCGAAAACCAACCAGAUCUGGACCGCUGGACCGAAAGACCCAACAACUGGAGAGGUUAUAUACACCGCUGGACAAAUCGAUCCCGUCACUGGUUACAUCAUCACUAUCUACGGUCGUCUGGACCCGAAGACUGGCAACAUAGUCAGGGCACACGAAAUAGACAGAUCGCUUGUCAAGGUUGACCCGAUCAGUGGACAAAUCUACACUGCCACCGGUCAAGUCGACGAAGACAACCAACCCCUGUACUCCGCCUCUCAGGUCGAUCCCGCCACAGGAGAAAUCUACACCAAAGUUAGUAAGAUCGACCCGAAGACCGGCAGGCUGGUAAUAGUGAAGAUUUACAUCAUAACGCAGAAGGACGAGAAAGGACGCGUCAAGGAAGUCGAUCCUAAAGAAUGCACCAUCGACGAAACAACCGGCAGAAUCAUCACAACCAAGACUGUCUACUUAUAUCAAAUCAUUGACCCGAUCACCGGUGAAACGAUCGAUGUAGACCCAGACGACCCAAGACUCAAAGGAGCAAGAACCACCGUCACACAAACCAUGACGUUAUCAGGCAAAAUCGACCCUGUCACGGGCAGAAUCAAGACGGAAUACGGAGACAUCGACCCAGACACAGGAGAUAUAGACCCGAGCACCGCCGUCCGCGACCCAGUCACCGGACAACUAAUACUACACUACUCACAAAUAGACCCCUCGCACUUCGAAGACAAGAGCGGCAACUACACGAUAGAGAAGGAAACUCAAGAUCUCCCCGCCACCAUCGACAUCCAGAAAGUGAACACCCACAAAUUCUCAACAUUCGGCAAAGACGAAAGCCCAGUGAGAGGCGACGAGCCUAAAACAUUCACGGAGUUCACGACAAGCGAGCACAUCACGCACCAGGGCUACGUCUCGGCUAACACCCCGCUGUCCUCCAAGAUUCCCGUGUCGCAGCGCGGCGCCAAGAAGACGCCCACGCCGCCCGUCGUCGUCAAGACGACGACCAAGCAGCUGCUCACCAAGAACGACGACGGCGUCACGCACAACGUGCAGCAGGAGGUCGAGAACCUCGGCACCGGCGAGGUCACCUACUCGACCCACACCAACAAGGCGGAAAGCCUAGAGCCGAUGGAGACCGGGAAGAGCCCGUACGUCACUGCGAGGGCCGUCACCACGAGAACGGCUACGACCCACCACGAUCUCGACACCAAGGCCAAGACCCAGCAGAUGGAAGAGAAAACAGUAGCCCACACCCUAACCUCAUCAGCAACCAGGCAGGAACAGCGAGUUCUGACGCAGGAGGUCAAAACUAUGGUCACUACAGGCGACAAGCAUCAGAUAACCCGACGCGGCUCUGAGAGUUCAAUCUCUAGCGGAGACUCCGGAACGCCCAUCGAUUUCGAAGAAGGCGCUGGCGAAGGACAUUACUACACCACCGAACCGGGAUCGUAUACAACGACCACCACUACCAGCGUAAUGGGCAACGCUCCAUUUGGAAGCAUGGUUCACGGAGCUACUACGAGGACAACGACAAGUACAGAGGAGCCUGAAGAGACGACUAUCAACGAGGAUGGCGAGAUCGUGUCCUCUCAGACUAUCAGCUCGAAGACGCGCACGGUUGAGACCAUCACCUACAAGACGGAGCGGAACGGCGUGGUAGAGACGCGCGUAGAACAGAAGAUUACCAUCCAAUCUGACGGAGACCCGAUUGACCACGACCGGGCACUCGCAGAGGCCAUACAGGAGGCAACAGCGAUGAACCCCGACAUGACGGUCGAGAAAAUAGAAAUCCAACAACAGAGCACGCAGCCGUAACAUCACAGAGUCGCCAACCCGUACCGACAACUCGUCAACUAGUCGACCAUAACCUCACCCUUAGCAGACUAUAAUAAAAAGUACUAUCGUACAGUAUGGCCACUCCCGCUCCCCGCUGAGAGUGCCGCUCACAGUUACCGCCUGUCAAAAACACGAACAGUCGACCUAUCAUAUCUCACUCAUACAAGCAUAGUACGCGUUCACCUACACGAGCUUAGACUGUGUGCUAGGAACGCGCCUCUUUCAUAUAUUUGAGCGCGAGGCCCUUAGGUAAAAGUACUGCGGGCGUAGCACACUAGUUGGAUAAACUUUAUCGCAUCGGUGCGUCCCUAUCGCACUUACAAAUAGUGCGAAUAGGACAACCUAACGUUAUAUCGUUUAUCACGAGACCGUGAUUGCUUGCUAGGUUUUCAUAAAAUUAAAAUUAGAAGUGCAUUUUCACGAAUGACAAAUGGAUAUCUAAUUUUACCUCAAAUAACUCAAUGUUUCUGUUCAUUACGUUUUUAUUCCGUAACAUGGUUGACUAGUUAAAAGCGGUUUAAAAAUAAGUGCGACUAGUGCAAUGCAAACAAAAUGGCGGAUACCACAAAAUGGCCGCUUUACUUGUAUGUAAACUACAUACGAUAGUUGUAAGCGACACCACUGCGAAUAUUAAUAUAAGUUACGCUAUAUUAAUUAUGAAAGUUAAUUAAUCUUCUAUUGGAUGUUGUGACGUCGAAACGCACCUUCGAUUUAUUUUAUCUUGCAAUUUUAUUUGUAUAAAUAAAUGUAAGUUUGGCAAUGAUAUUCAAGCAUUUUUAUAAGACUAGUAUAGGUUCAACGCAUUUCAUACAAACAGUUAUCAGAAUGCCUACCGCGAGUUUUUUGCCUUUCUCUCACACGAAUGUGCGAAAGAGAUGCAAAAUGAAGAAAGUUCGACUCUCGCGGUAGGCUCGCUUUGUAGAAAUAAAUGUUGCCAUAGUAAAAAAAAGUGUUCGUGUAUUAAAAAUAUAAUAACGUUUCAAUAUUAAUAAUGUUUUCAAUAUGGGAUAGCUUUAAAACAGUGUCACACGAGGUAAACCACCGUUUCUUAGAUUAUAAAAAAAAAGAUAUUUUCUCUCUCUUGAUUAUAACACUACAAUGUAAUGCGGGACUAAUAAUAAAUUGUUUAUAGCUCGACUUUACUUACUUCAACAAAAA
Leguminivora glycinivorella is the source of this 9974-nucleotide messenger RNA. RefSeq names its product protein 4.1 homolog. The record is from RefSeq and is a predicted model, not a curated record. The transcript has 19 exons. Gene Ontology annotation, cellular component: plasma membrane; cytoskeleton. Bases 345 to 8795 code for a protein of 2816 amino acids. Gene Ontology annotation, molecular function: actin binding; structural molecule activity. Lineage: Eukaryota; Metazoa; Arthropoda; Insecta; Lepidoptera; Tortricidae.